Messenger RNA from Dimorphilus gyrociliatus, 1798 nucleotides. Lineage: Eukaryota; Metazoa; Annelida; Polychaeta; Dinophilidae. The record is from the annotation of a GenBank genome assembly.
AUUACACAGUCUGAAAUAAGAGAAGCAAGAUGAAGGCAAUUUUAACAGGAAUUUUCACAUUAAAUUUACUUUCUCAGGUCAGUAAGGUAAAAUGUAUCUUCAACAGUAAGGUUAUUAAAAUAAUGUAGAUGCAAUAUUGCUAAAAAAUAAAUGUUUAUUAGAAACCAUCCAUUUUGAGGAAGAUUUUUCUCUUUUUUUAUAUUUUUACAACAGAUUGGAGUUAAUUGUUCAGAUGAAACAAAAUUGUCGGGAGAACAAAGUUUUACAAACAAUGUAUUAUUUCAUCUUAGAGGAUACAUAAAUGAAGCAUAUAAUAUGCCAUGUAAAGACAACUCAAUAACCAUAAAAUCAGAUAGUUUCACUAAUAGCUAUGGAUAUUCUCGUCUACUAUUUCGUUUUCUUCCUGAUUGUAAACUGGUAAAUAAUAUAUACAGUACAGAUAUCUAAUCAGUAUGAUAUUUUUGAUAAAAAGCAGAAUGAAUAUAGCUUGUCUAUGUUGAACUAUCAGUUGUAAAAUAUGGCCUAUAAAUUGGCCCAUUAUCAAAAAUACACUAAUUCUCCAAUUAGAUUGGAUACUAUCUUUUUGUUUUUUUUUUCCCAAAAAAAAUUAGGACAUUUUCGUAAAGUUUAAGUUCUUUCAUGUAAACUAUUCAAAAAACUGCAUAAAGGAUUUUCUAUCAUUAAGACAACAUUCGAAAACUGCAAAAUUCUGUGGAGAGUCAUUUAUAAUGAAUUCAUUAGGUUCAAACACUUCAACAGAAUUUUUUCAAAGAAAAAUUUAUUCUAUAAAACACUUUUAUCAAAUUCCAUUUUCAAUUGAAAAUCAAUUCACAUAUCAAACUGAUGGAUUAUCAAACAAUAGAGGAUUUAUUAUUGAAAUAAAAACAAAGUUACCAAAACCAAUUAUGAUGAUAAAAAAGAGAAAAAGUGAUGUGUUACAUUCAUUGCAUACCAUUGAAUUAAAAGAUUAUGAGAAUAAAGUUUAUAAAUUAUCAUGUGAGAGCGAAAGUAUAAUUAUUAAAUCUCUUGAGCCUUAUCAAAGUAUAGAAAAUACCAGUUUAAUAUUAAGACAUUCUCCAAGAUGUAAAAUGUAUUUUUUUGUGAGAUUUAUUGAGUUUGAUGUGGAGUAUUCACCAAAUUGUCAAAAAGAUUAUCUUUUAAUGACACAGAACUCAAAUUCUGCUAAAUUAUGUGGAAAUGAAUCAUCUAUUUUCAAUUCAAAUGGUUCCUCUAAAUUUGAAGGAUUUUUCAAUCGUUGGUACUACUCAAUGCAGGGUGUCUAUAUAGAACCAAUAGUUAAUGAUAUAAGAAUUGUAUUCAAAACUGAUGGAUCAUCUCAAAGGAAUGGAUUUUCUAUAGAAAUAGAAACAUCUUUUACUGAAGAAAUAUUUGGCCAUCCAUCUUACUGUGAUUUUCUAUAAUUGUUUUUGGUUGACUUUUAACAAAAUCUUGAUCUGCUUAAAAUAAAUUUCAAUUGUCAAAAGAUAUUUUAAAAAAUUAGGUGCUACUUUUCAAUCAUAAAGUACAUAAAGAGUUAGUGGCACAGUGUAGAAUGUGAGAUUAAUAAUUGAAGUUUGAUAUGAGCCUAUGUAACACAUUCGUCAGGAUUGAACUAACUCUGUUAUUUAUUAAGAUGCAGAUUUGAAAUUCCGUACAUAGACUAAUACUCAACCUUUAGUUACACCAAGCCUGUCAAUAAUCAGUCAGGUCUGAGGUCUUUCUUCUCUAUUGAUUAAGGAGGAAUAUAAUAAUGCAUAUUCAGUUAAAUUAAUAUUCAUUAAUAAAACAAAGAAUGUUU